AUGAUAUUUACAGCUGAACUUACAAAAGCUCCCUCCACCUCUCCUGCCACUUCCUCUGAGGAACUGAUUGUGAAGUACAAGUCCCAGUUGAAAAUAAACCCAAGGCAUGACUUCAUGAUGGUCUUUACCUGGAAGGUCUGUGAGACGAGAUCAAUGAAAAUGGUGAGGAAGGAAUCAUACGAGAAGGGAGUUGCGGCAGUGCGAUGUGAAGGGUGUGAUAAUCUGCAUUUGAUUGCAGACCGUCGUGGCUGGUUUGGAGAACCGGGGAGCGUGGAGGAGUUUCUUGGUAGGUCUAACUCUUAG
Messenger RNA from Eruca vesicaria subsp. sativa (arugula), 303 nucleotides. NCBI's taxonomy places the organism in Eukaryota, Viridiplantae, Streptophyta, Magnoliopsida, Brassicales, Brassicaceae. The record is from the annotation of a GenBank genome assembly.